AUGCUCACAGGUGGGACUGGCCCCCCAGCUCUGACUCCAGCCUUCAGCAUGCUCCUCGGGGAACCCACCACACCCUGGGCCUCAGUUUCCUACACUGUGCCUCAUCUCCCAGGCCGUUGGCAUGAACAAGGAGGUCCCAGUUCCCAAAAGUUCUGGGCCACUCUGUCCCUCUGCGGUUUGGACCAGCUGGGUCCGCACAAAAGGAUGCCCAGUCCAGGAGCCACAGCUCCCCUUGCCUCUGCCUCCUCAGCUCAGGAGAUGGGCCAGGAAGUCAGCUCUCCAGGGACUCCCCUGGUGACAAGGCUUGGCAUCCCAUCUUCACAGGCUGGGGCACCUCAGGAAGUGAAGGGACCCAGGAGGGCAGGCAUGUCCCAGGCCGCAGCACCCCUCCCCUGCGUCUCCCUCGGCCCUGGGCAGAAAGAGCACGCACACUCUCUGCCUCAGUUGGUGAGACCUGUCGGUCUGACUUGUGUGGAGUUUCAGAAGUCAGCAAAGAGCUUGGCCUGA
Pipistrellus nathusii (Nathusius's pipistrelle) is the source of this 507-nucleotide messenger RNA. The record is from the annotation of a GenBank genome assembly. NCBI's taxonomy places the organism in Eukaryota, Metazoa, Chordata, Mammalia, Chiroptera, Vespertilionidae.